CGCCUCCGGGGGCGGCGCUGGGCGCUGAUUGGUUGGCAGGAGCCGGGCGCUGCGCAAAAACAGCGCAGCCGAGCGCUGCGCGCUCAGAAACUGCUGCCGGAGAUCGGAGAGCCGGGAGCGGAGCCGGGACGGGAGCCCAGCAGCAGCAGCAGCAGCAGCAGCAGCACACAGACACAGGGGCUAGACGCGAAAGCAGCAAGAGAGGAAAAAAAAAAAAUAAAAAAUCCCCACCUCGAUCGGCACCGCCGUAAAAGCAGAGUGAUGAUGAUGAACGUACUCAUAGCAAUAAGAGAAGAGAAGGAAAGACCUUUAACAGAAGAGAGAAAAAUCUAAAAUCCUUAUAUAUAUAUUAAAAAAGGAAAUCCUAGAGACAUCAGGGAAUGAAAGUUUUGGGUAGCCAAGCAUCUCUCUGCCUUUUUUUUUUUUUCUUCUUUUUUUUAAUAUGAAAUCUUUUUGCGGGUGAUUUUUUUUUUUUUUUUAAUUUCGCGGUUUUCUGCCUUUUCCUUGCAUCCAAAGAGGGCAUGUCCACCGGCUGUUCCAGCAGCAUCUACCCUCCAACUCCCACCAGGAAGACAAACCGAGGACAAUCUUGAAAUACAAAAAUUUCCUCCUUGGGAUUUGCUGCUGCUGCUGUCUCCGCCGCCACUGCUGCUGCCGCGGUGCAGUGCCAAGACUCUCGGAAUAAAUAGAGGGCUACUGUGUGUCUCUAGCUACAGCCGGCUAAAUAGCUAUUUUAGUUGGCCGUAUAUUUCGAAGAUCACAGAUGAAGUGGGGACGCCUGUCUUCUUCGUUUGGUCAGCGUGUGAAACCAUAAUACCCGUAACAAAAAGGAGGGAGAUGGGGGAGAAAAAAAAUCCUAACAUGAAUCAGAAGAAAUAGUAUCUAGCACCCCCCCCCAGCCCCCCAAACCAGCCUCUCCCCCGCUCCCUCCCCCGACCCCUCUCUCUUUCUCGCUCUCUCCACACGCUUGCAGGCGCGGACACGCGCGCGCGCGCACACAGGCACACACAGACGCGCGCACACGCACACACACAUACACACACUGUAGUGUGUAUUUUCGGAGGAGGAGGUGGCGGUGGCUUUUGGAAGAGGAGGCAGCGGUGGUGUCGGGGAGGGGGGAAUCUCUUUCCCCGUCUGGAGAUGGUUGUGCUAUUCCUCUUUGCCUUGCUCUGGAUGGUGGAGGGGGCUUUUUGCCAGCUCCAUUACACGGUGCAGGAAGAGCAGGAGCAUGGCACGUUCGUGGGGAAUAUCGCCGAGGACCUGGGCUUGGACAUUACAAAACUUUCGGCUCGGCGCUUCCAGACGGCGCCCAACUCCCGCAGCCCUUACCUGGAGCUUAACCUAGAAACCGGGGUACUCUACGUGAACGACAAGAUCGACCGGGAGCAGAUCUGCAAGCAGAGCCCCUCCUGCCUGCUGCACCUGGAGGUCUUCCUGGAGAACCCCCUGGAGCUGUUCCGGGUGGAGAUCGAGGUGCUGGACAUCAACGACAACCCUCCCUCCUUCCCGGAGCCCGACCUGACGGUGGAGAUCUCGGAGAGCGCCACGCCGGGCACCCGCUUCCCGCUGGAGAGCGCCUUCGACCCCGACGUGGGCACCAACUCGCUGCGCACCUACGAGAUCACCCCCAACAGCUACUUCUCGCUGGACGUGCAGACGCAGGGGGACGGGAACCGCUUCGCCGAGCUGGUGCUGGACCAGCCGCUGGACCGGGAGCAGCAGGCGGUGCACCGCUACGUGCUGACGGCGGUGGACGGCGGGCAGCCCCAGCAGCGCACCGGCACCGCCCUGCUCACCGUCAGGGUGCUGGACUCCAACGACAACGUCCCCGCCUUCGAGCAGCCCGUCUACACCGUGUCGCUGCCGGAGAACUCGCCGCCGGGCACGCUGGUGCUGCAGCUCAACGCCACGGACCCCGACGAGGGGCAGAACGGCGAGAUCAUCUACUCCUUCAGCAGCCACAUCUCGGCCCGCGCCCGGGAGCUCUUCGGCAUCGCGCCGCGCACCGGGCGCCUGGAGGUGAGCGGCGAGCUGGACUACGAGGAGAGCAGCGUGUACCAGGUGUACGUCCAAGCCAAGGACCUGGGGCCCAACGCCGUGCCCGCCCACUGCAAGGUGCUGGUGCGGGUGCUGGACGCCAACGACAACGCGCCCGAGAUCAGCUUCUCCACCGUCAAGGAGGCGGUGAGCGAGGCGGCGGCGCCGGGCACCGUGGUGGCCCUGUUCAGCGUCUCGGACCGCGACUCGGAGGAGAACGGGCAGGUGCAGUGCGAGCUGCUGCAGGGCGACGCGCCCUUCCGCCUCAAGAGCUCCUUCAAGAACUACUACACCAUCGUCACCGAGGGGCCGCUGGACCGCGAGCAGCCGGGCGGCGACGCCUACACGCUCACCGUGGUGGCCCGGGACCACGGCGAGCCGCCGCUCAGCACCAGCAAGUCCAUCCAGGUGCGGGUGAGCGACGUGAACGACAACGCGCCGCGCUUCAGCCAGCCCGUGUACCAGGUGUACGUGAGCGAGAACAACGUGCCCGGCGCCUACAUCUACGCCGUGAGCGCCACCGACCGCGACCAGGGCGCCAACGCCCGCCUCGCCUACUCCAUCCUGGAGAGCCAGAUCCAGGGCAUGUCCGUCUUCACCUACGUCUCCAUCAACUCCGAGAACGGCUUCCUCUACGCCCUCCGCUCCUUCGACUACGAGCAGCUCAAAGAGUUCAGCUUCCAGGUGGAGGCCCGCGACGCGGGCGAGGAGCCGCAGCCGCUGGCCGGCAACGCCACCGUGCACAUCAUCGUGGUGGACCAGAACGACAACGCGCCCGCCAUCGUCAGCCCCCUGCCCGGCCGGAACGGCACCCCGGCUCGGGAGGCGCUGCCCCGCGGCGCCGAGCCGGGAUACCUGGUGAGCCGGGUGGCCGCGGUGGACGCCGACGAGGGGGAGAACGCCCGCCUCACCUACAGCAUCGCGCGGGGCAACGAGGCCGGGCUGUUCCGCAUGGACUGGCGCUCCGGGGAGCUGCGGACGGCGCGCAGGGUGCCGGCCAAGCGCGACCCGCAGCGCCCCUACGAGCUGGUGAUCGAGGUGCGCGACCACGGGCAGCCGCCGCUCUCCUCCACCGCCGCCGUGCAGGUGGUGCUGGUGGACGGCGCGGGCGAGCGCUCCGGCGGCGGCGGUGGCCCGCCCGCGGGCACGGGGGGCGGCGGCGGCGGCUCCGGCGAGCAUCGCCCCAGCCGCUCCGGGGGGGAUAACUCGCUUGACCUCACCCUCAUCCUCAUCAUCGCCCUGGGCUCCGUCUCCUUCAUCUUCCUGCUGGCCAUGAUCGUCCUGGCGGUGCGCUGCCAGAAGGAGAAGAAGCUCAAUAUCUACACCUGCCUGGCCAGCGACUGCUGCCUGGGCUGCUGCUGCUGCUGCCCCUGCUGCAGCCGGCAGGCGCGGGCCCGCAAGAAGAAGCUCAGCAAGUCGGACAUCAUGCUGGUGCAGAGCUCCAACGUGCCGAGCAACCCGGCGCAGGUGCCGGUGGAGGAGUCGGGCAGCUUCGGCUCCCACCACCACAACCAGAACUACUGCUACCAAGUCUGCCUCACCCCCGAGUCCGCCAAGACCGACCUGAUGUUCCUCAAGCCCUGUAGCCCCUCUCGCAGCACCGACGCCGAGCACAACCCCUGCGGGGCCAUCGUCACCGGCUACGCCGACCAGCAGCCCGACAUCAUCUCCAAUGGCAGCAUUUUGUCCAGCGAGACAAAACAUCAGCGUGCUGAGCUCAGUUAUCUAGUUGACAGACCCCGACGAGUUAACAGUUCUGCAUUCCAGGAAGCAGACAUAGUAAGCUCUAAGGACAGUGGUCAUGGAGACAGUGAGCAAGGAGACAGUGAUCAUGAUGCCACUAAUCGAGGUCAAUCCUCUGGCAUGGAUCUCUUCUCCAACUGCACAGAGGAAUGUAAAGCCCUGGGCCACUCGGAUCGGUGCUGGAUGCCUUCCUUUGUCCCGUCCGAUGGACGCCAAGCUGCGGAUUACCGCAGCAAUCUGCACGUACCCGGCAUGGACUCCGUUCCAGACACUGAGGUGUUUGAAACACCAGAAGCCCAGCCCGGGGCAGAAAGGUCCUUCUCCACCUUCGGCAAGGAGAAGGCCCUGCACAACAGUCUGGAGAGGAAGGAGUUCGAUGGACUGCUGUCUAAUACACGAGCGCCUUACAAACCACCAUAUUUGAAACAUGGGUGGCAGCAGAGUAAUCCCCAUCCUACAUCCCCCAGCCCCAGCCCCAGCCGAGUGUCUCACCCUUUACCUGGAUGCACCACUACGAAGGCACUUGCCAUCUCUGGAUCUCAAAGUGGAUUAUAAAGAAUAGUGAUUUAAACCUUCCUGCACCUCUAGGAGAUAGCACGGAAAAGGAUAUGCUAGUCACUUCUACAGGACUUACCUGAAGCAGCAUGAUUUGCACAAAAGAAAGUCGACCAACAAAAAGCAUCAGCUUUCAACUUCAUUAUCUUGGCCAUCCAGUUCUGUGUAACUGAAGGAUUUGUGUGCUGUUGGAGACAUCCUGGCCAACAAUAGGACCUAAUUGCUCUCAGCAGGCCUGAGAAAUGAGUUGAAAUGUGUAGAACUGUAGAAACUUCAGAGGCAACUGAUCCUGCCUCUCUGAUCAGUGUGUGCCUGUUUACAGCACUAUAUAUCUUUCUCUCUCCAAAAUGUCACUGAGCCCUUUAGAUGUUUAUAUUCACCACAAAAAGCCAAUCGUACAGAUAAAAGAGAUGUGCAUUAUAAAUGCAAUAUCACUGUUUUAAACUUGACUGUUUUAUAUUAUUUUUGUGUGAUCAAGUGUUCCCCAAACUAUUCCAACUUUACAAGAGAGAUUGUGAUCAUGUUCUUUUCACCUGUGGGUCAUAAAAAUGUUGUUAAUCUGAAGACCCACAAAAUUAUCAAAGACAUUUCUGUAGUUUAUACACCGUGUUGCAAAGUGUUUACUGUACUAUUUCAAAGCUUCUAAAUAAAUAUAAAAUAUAUAUAUAUUAUAUUAUAUAUAAUUUUCCGAAAAACGUGGUACAACUUAGUUGAUUUUUAAAUGGAUUCAUACAGUCUACACCAUACACUAAAGUGAGAAGAUAAUUCAGGGUUCCUAAGCUAUCCUUGCUAAAAACAAAAAAUAAAAUAAACCUUUAAUAGUACUCCCCCAAAAUUCGUAUUUUGGUCGAUCCUGUUUUUCUUGUUUAAAAAGAAAAAAAAGCUGUAAGCAACAACAUUUUGUCGAAAAAGUUGUAAGGAAUUUUCAAUGCCAAAGAUGCAGCUGUCGAUAUUACCCGAAUGAGCGCUAUGUACUAUCAGAGGUAUAAGUCACUCUCCAUUAUUUUGGUUAUGUUUCUAUGGUUUUUAAUUUGGAGUCACGAAAUCUUUUAUAAGGCUCUAUAAAUUCACCUGUAUAUGUUGUUAAAAAGAACACUGGGUGUCUGUACAUUUUGCAAUGUAAGAUAUAAUGUAAGUGAAGUUAAGUAUUUUAAGAAAAUCAUCCCCAGCUCAUAAAUAUGUAUACAAACAUACAUAAAUACAUACACACACACAAACACCCACACAUCUCUCUUUAACAUAGUUUUGUGAAACGAUACAAAUAUAUUGCCUAAAAAUAUUUCUCUUGUGGCUAGGAAUAGUUGUUGAUAGAAUUCAAAUUACAAAGGCAAAGUAUAUGCCAGCCUCUUUUAUCACAAAGGAGAUUUCCAAUUAGGAACAUGGCACAUUCUCAGCUGACCCCUGUCCCAUUGGAGUCAAAAUGGUGUUGGCCACCAUCUUUGUUGGGAAAAGGAUUAAGCCCUUGCAUAUAAUCUUUAUGUUCUGUAAUAAUUCUGUGGUCUGAAACAGUAUCUUAGAGCGUUUCUUUUCUAUGAAAUAUUGAAAAAAGCAAAAUUUCAAAGGUAAAGUUUAAAACUACUUUCAUGUCCAUGGAGUUUAAAUACCAUUUACUAAAUGUAAAAAUCUAGUAAAAUUUUUUCUUUUUUU
Molecule: messenger RNA, 5982 nt
Organism: Catharus ustulatus (Swainson's thrush)
Lineage: Eukaryota; Metazoa; Chordata; Aves; Passeriformes; Turdidae
Gene: PCDH10
Product: protocadherin 10
Exons: 7
Coding region: 1141-4335 (1064 amino acids)
Biological process (GO): homophilic cell-cell adhesion
Cellular component (GO): plasma membrane
Molecular function (GO): calcium ion binding
Source: RefSeq, a predicted model, not a curated record